Molecule: messenger RNA, 3214 nt
Organism: Hermetia illucens (black soldier fly)
Lineage: Eukaryota; Metazoa; Arthropoda; Insecta; Diptera; Stratiomyidae
Gene: rha
Product: centrosomal protein of 120 kDa
Exons: 11
Coding region: 175-2853 (892 amino acids)
Biological process (GO): interkinetic nuclear migration; centrosome cycle; positive regulation of centriole elongation
Cellular component (GO): centriole; centrosome
Source: RefSeq, a predicted model, not a curated record
UCGCCGAUUGCUCGGGUUUUCCCAAUCGCAACUAUCGCAUGGAAUUUCUUCGUUUGUUUUUGGGUGGAUUUUUUUGUAGAAAAAUAUUUUUAUUAGACAAUUUCCGUGUCCAUCCUUGCUCUCCCAUAGAUUACCUUUCAAUAGAGCAGUUUUGUAUGUUGGGUUCCAGUCAGAAUGGAGGAGAACGAUGAGUUUAUUAUUGUCUUGCACAUCGAGGAAGGAGUUGGGCUCAAUUUCAAGUGCGAGCAUGUCAUGGUGACCGCUUCGUUGGGCGGAAAUAAAUUGGAGACCGAAGUUACGGCCGCAGGACAAUCAACGCAGUUCAACAGCAACUUGAUAUGGGAGACAGACAAAAAGUCAAUUAAAAAGAUGAAAACUGAAAACCUUCCCAUCAAAGUCGAAUGCUACAGUUCACUUAUGAACAAUGGACAGGAGGUUCGCAGUUUGAUCGGAUACAUCCUGGUUCCUAUUCGAGGGAUACCCAUUGUGCCGCAAAAGAAAGCCGUUAAUGCAAAACCUCAUUGGCAUAAACUAGUUGGUCUUAACUCUGAAUGGCGAACCCAGAAGCCAGAAUUGUUGCUUUUCGUCACAAUUACAGACAAGAGUAACCUCGAUGAAGACAGUGGUAUGCUGAAUGUUCAAAACACAACCACUGAGGGGCUAGAGUCAAUUCAUAUUGAGCCCUGCAACACGGCUGACAUGCUUACAUCUCAAGGUGGACUCUAUAUAAAAUUACUGCAAGACGAAGGACUCCUUCAAGUUGGCAACAUGGACACGAACUGUGAUAUAUUUAUAGUAAAAUUAAUGUUUAAAAACGCUAGAAAUUUGGAGCACAUUGUUAACCCAGAGGAACCGAUGAAUCAGCUAUUUCGAUUCCAUUAUAACCUCCUGGGAAGUCCUACGCAUUGCUCUUUGAUACCGAAGGGAAAUGGCUUGUACUCGAUUCAGGAAAAAAUAGCCAUUCACUUCCGAAGCUCCUUACGAAGCUUGAAGGAAUAUUUUCGGCGAGUUUUAUAUAUUCCAAUAGAUUUGUAUUACAACGACACGAUAGUCGGUCAUGCUCGAUUUCUAUUUUCAAAUCUCCUUAAAGCUGAGACUCUUCAAGAAUUCGUUGCAAGCUAUGGGGACAAUGAAAAUACCAUGGAAAGCGAAGGCUCCUUUAUGAUUGAAACGCUCUUCGACCUUCCACCCACUGCACUUAAACCAUAUGUCGAAUAUGCUUUUGGUUUAAAAUAUCUCUCAACAACGAAAAUCAGUAAUUGCGAAGUUAUUGUAGAUAAACCACAAGUCGCUGAGUUUAUAGACAACCAGGCUGGAGGUGAUGUUUGUUUACAACACACUCUGGAACUCCCACCCACUGAAGAUGUCGAUUCAAAGCCCACUGGAAACGAUCAAGAAGUGCGAGCGACUCGUAGUGAUACAGAGUUGGUGUCAGCUCGAGAGGCUGAAAUACGGAGUUCCCGGGGCAAGCAACCGAAACUCACCCGCUCCGAGCCUUUAAUUCAAUUCAAUCCAGACAAAACCGACUUCGAUACACUUCUAAUGGAGAAGAACGAAUCAAGACCCGCAAAAAAUAUUCCAAGAACGUUUAGCUUCAAUUUGAUCCUCCAAACGGUGAAGUUUACUAGGCGACCGGAAAUUGGAAUCUGGCAGAUCAGUUUGCAUCAUCCGAAAUCUGACACCACCUUUACUAUAGCCAAUAUUGAGUUGACAGAGAUCUGUUCGAAUUUGAUUGAAUUCAGAGACUUAGAAUUGCAAUUGUUCUUUUCAUCAACAACGGAUGAAAUCCUGGAUUUAAUCGAAUGCGAGCCAUGCGUUCUCACUAUAAACGGACCACGAGGAGUACAUGCGACUGCAGAUUUAGACAAUGAAAUUCUUCUAGUUGGAACUAAAGAAAAACGGUCUGGUGUCAUAUUGAUGGAAGAUCAGAACGGCGAAAAGAUAGCUAUGGCUCAUAUUUUUGUUUAUUUAGACGAUCUCGGGCUGAGUUUUAAUAGCCAAGUCAAAAGGUUGUCUAGCCUAACACAACAACCGCGCGCCUACAUGGAUGAGAAUCUGGCCUACAAGAUUGUCGAGGAGCUUGAAGAGUGGAAAUUAAAGCAACAGGAAGUGUUUUUAGUAGAAUUGAAACGCAAGGAGGUGGCUCAUUUGGCUCAUUUGACAGCGGAAUGGCAAAAGCGGAAAAGCGAACAGGAGAAUUUGUUAAGUGAAAAGCUAGAACAAUGCUCAAUGUUGACUGCAGCCCUCGAUGAAGCUCAUAAAACUUUGCAGGAAAAAGGAGUCCACCAGUUAGAACAGGAACGUGUGAUAUCACAGAUGAAAGCAGAGCUAGAACAAAGUUACUCCGAGAGUCUACUGGAGCUUCGCGAGAAGGCGCACCGUAUCGAGGAGGAUAUGGCUCAUCAACUGAAGCUUCAAGAGCUCAAAUAUCGGGAAAUGGAAAUGACUAAAAACUUAAUUGAACACGAAAAUGGAAAGCUGAAAACCGAAAUUAAUGAAUUGGAGGCAAAAAUUGCAGAUAUGAAGCAGAGCUUUCUACCGAGAGAACAAUUGGCUGGGUUGUUCCAAGAUCUGCGAAUCCUUAGCGAACGUUUAGAUGAGGUUCAGAAAUCUAAAAACUUUUACAAGGAUCAAUGGGCGAAAAUAAUUCGUGAAGUUCAUAAAAUGAAAUCUGAAAAUCUACACCAAAUGGAGUUACAAUUGAAACACAGUCGUUCAAUGGGGCUUAAAGAGUUUUUAGCAUCUGAACAUGAAGAAUUGGUUUCUGAACGGGAAGAGCUCGAUUUUAUCAAGGAGGCCUUGUGUUCGGACUGUGAAUCAGAAGUGGAACAGACUGUGAGGGAGAUAAAUUAGAUCUCACCUAAGGAGGAUAGUUAGUUCUCAAAUUGGGCAAGUCUGGUCAAUAUUAAUUGUGAAUGUCAUCAUUGAAGAUCGGUUGGGAUGAAAAGAUUAAGAUCGGUUGGGGCGAAAUAAUUUCCAAAUAGUAACAAAAUGUAAAUUUUCUGUAACUAGCCAAGUGAACGAGAUUUCUAGUACAACAAAAAAAUAAAAGAGGCUUCACUUUUUUUUUAAAUUAUUUAUUUUGUUAGAAAAGUUCUGUUUGUUUUGAUAAGAUACUGAAACACAUUGUUUGAUUCAAAUGUUAAUAAAAACCAAAACAAUUGAUUGUUUUGUGCAUAGAAUGAAAAUAUAAUUGUUGAUAUUGAUAAAUCAU